CGUUGAACUACUAUGUUUGAGUAACUGCGACAAUUGCCGCGGUAUGUUUUGGCUAUAAUAGAGCGUUGUAUACAUGCUGUCCGGAUGGAAUCGCAACAACUGGCCCCUCUGGAUUUUCAGGAACUCAUUUUCAUUCCUAUCCAGUAUUUUGCCACUUAUAAUCCUGUUUUCUCUUUUGGGUCUAUCCCGUUAUUUGGUCUCUUUAGUUGGUUCUGUUGGGCGAUCGCCAUCGCGAUCCAGCCAUCGUCCCCUUCAUCUCCCUCUUCCAUUCUCUCUUCCCUCCCUCUCCAUCAACCACCGCUUCUCGCCACCUCACUCUCGUUUUCUCUCUCUUCUAUUAUCUUCUUAUUAAUCUUCUGCAAUGGCUCUCUCUGUUGUCGCUGGUUGCUGGUGAUCUCUCUGGCCGAUUUCUGGUCCUUGCGUCCUGCUCUGACAUCUGAGGCUCUGUGAGUGACCAUCAUUCAACCUGUCACCUCCAUCCAUCAGUUAAUAUCUUCAUGAUCAUCCUAACCACUGACAUCUGGUUGUCCAAAGCAGCUCAAGUCCAUUGCAUCUCUCGC
Aspergillus glaucus CBS 516.65 is the source of this 560-nucleotide messenger RNA. RefSeq lists its product as uncharacterized. NCBI's taxonomy places the organism in Eukaryota, Fungi, Ascomycota, Eurotiomycetes, Eurotiales, Aspergillaceae. The transcript has a single exon. Bases 85 to 450 code for a protein of 121 amino acids. The record is from RefSeq and is a predicted model, not a curated record.